AUGCUCCACGGAGAAGAAGACCCGGAUCUGACUGAGAUCCGCUCCACAGCCAAGGACAAGGUCGACUUCCACGACCCCCGCGCUGUGAGGCAGCUGACCGCGUCGCUGCUGAGACGCGACUUCGACCUUACCGUCGACCUUCCGCCGGACAGGCUGUGCCCUCCCACCUCCCGAUAUCUCUACGUCCGCUGGAUCCAAGAUUUGGUCGAAUCAAUCAAUCCGUCUUACUAUGAUCGUUUUGAUACCACAUCCACCUCGCCACCCCCGAACCCAUAUAAAGACCGGCAGGUGAUAGGUUUAGAUAUCGGCUGUGGAGCAUCUUGCAUAUACACUCUCCUCGCGCUACGGACCCGGCCAAAAUGGCGCAUGAAUGCCACCGACAUAGAUCUGCUCAACUUCUCGCACGCGCUAAGAAACGUCCAGGCAAACGGAUUUUCGGCGCGCUGCCAUGUCAUGAAAACAAAGCGGGAUGGUCCUCUGAUUCCGCUGGUGGCACUUGAACUUGACCAGCUCGACUUUACCAUCUGCAAUCCCCCCUUCUUCUCCUCCAUCGCCGAGUGGAAAGCCUCUAUUUCUGGUGAAGGCAAGGACAAGGGACCAAAUUCGGUCUGCACUGGCGCCGAGGUGGAGAUGGUAACAGAAGGAGGCGAUCUGGGGUUUGUGCUCCGAAUGGUCGAGGAAAGCUGCGUGCUCAAAGAAAAGGUUGCGUGGUACACGUCUAUGCUGGGGAAGUUAUCAAGUACUGUCAAGCUCGUGGAGAAAUUACGGGAGCUUGGCUGCAGGAACUGGGCGGUGUGCUGCCUAGGCGCACAACAUAAGACCAGAAGAUGGGCCGUAGGCUGGAGUUGGCGGGAUCUACGACCAAGAACGGAAAUCGCUCGCCGGGAUAUGAACAUCAAGCACAUCCUUCCAUUGCCAACGGACUACAAGCUUCCCAUCUCGGAUGUACCGAUGGAGCGCUUCGCAAAAGCGAUCGACGAGACGAUGCACAACCUGGCGCUUCAAUGGAAGUGGAAUGAGGAGCUACGCCUUGGAUACGGUAGAGCAACGAAGAACGUCUGGUCACGAUCAGCGCGGAGGAAGAGAAAAAGGGAAGACGGAGCGAAGCAACCAACGAACAGCAAAGCCGCGGAGCCCAAGGAUGAGAGUGGUAAUGAGAUCGCCCUAGGGUUCGAAAUAAGUGUUCAGGCCGACGAGCUCCUAAUCAGAUGGGUCCAGGGGCAGGAACAGGUGCUAUUCGAGAGUUUCUGCGGCAUGAUGAAGCAGACACUGCAGCCAAUGCUUGCGAAGCCCCAGAAAGAAAGGAAUAUCAAAAAGGAACAAUGA
Molecule: messenger RNA, 1326 nt
Organism: Diplodia corticola
Lineage: Eukaryota; Fungi; Ascomycota; Dothideomycetes; Botryosphaeriales; Botryosphaeriaceae
Exons: 6
Coding region: 1-1326 (441 amino acids)
Biological process (GO): rRNA base methylation
Cellular component (GO): nucleus
Molecular function (GO): 23S rRNA (adenine(1618)-N(6))-methyltransferase activity
Source: RefSeq, a predicted model, not a curated record